AUGGACAAGAAACUCCCAAACCAUCUCUUCUGCUUCCCUUGCGCGAAGUGGCAUGUGCGCACGACUCCAGGUCUGGAGAAACUCAAACCACCAAGAGUACUGAACCCCGUCUACGACUGUCCAAAUAGCACGAACAAUCUAAUGCCACCACCCCGAUUGCGGAUCUGCGACUCUCGCUGGCUACCAUUUACUUUCGUCCAACUCUACAAGCGUGCUUGGGAACAUGGUCCAGGCUACGGCAUAAAUGUCCACUCGCUAGCCCGGAGAUUCAAAGACGUUGAAUUAGGCUGGAGUCACGAAACCAUGUUCCACAUACACCCAGCUAACGGUCACGUUUUGAUGCGAGUCAAGUCGCAAGUCUUUGUGGAGGGCGGAAUGCAGCCAGCAGCGAAGCGCCUGCUCCUCUUCACUAGGAGUGACUACACUCCAUAUUUCAGCGUUUGCGCACACUGGCGCAAAGGACUCUUGACAUCAAUACCCAAGUGCGCUCUAGAUCACAUACCAACCCCGGAAGAGAACGUUUACAUGGCCACAUUUAACAAGAUGAGACACGCCAAACUCGUUGGUCCUACUGCGUUAUGUGGUCAUUGCCAGCCCAUGCGUCGAUGUGCCGAAUGCCCCACGGAGUAUCUUUUCGAACUGAAGCUUGUCGAAGAUAAAACAGUGCAGAAGAUGAGUCCAGAAAGGUUCAGGCAGGUACUCCUUGUGACGCGGUGGAGCGACUUAGGUCCAGCGCGCAGCCCUCGGGACCCUGAGUGGGCUUCUGUGGUCGGCGAAGGCGACGGCUAUGAUAGUUUCCGAGAGAUCGGGAAGCGGGCUGUAAGUGGCAUUUUUGAGAGUGCAUUCACAGACACGACCCCUAGGGCGCGCAUUCUGAGUCUCAACCCGGCGGGGCUUCAAGAUGGCGGGGAUGAUGGCGAUUGGUAUUAA
This is a messenger RNA of Paraphaeosphaeria sporulosa, 930 nucleotides long. RefSeq lists its product as uncharacterized. The transcript has a single exon. The record is from RefSeq and is a predicted model, not a curated record. NCBI's taxonomy places the organism in Eukaryota, Fungi, Ascomycota, Dothideomycetes, Pleosporales, Didymosphaeriaceae. The coding region runs from base 1 to 930 and encodes 309 amino acids.